GGCAAGUGAGACAAGAAACGAGCGGAGGGAGCAUCAUGGCUGUGUUUCUGGAAGCCAAGAAUGCCCAUGCAGUCCUGAAACGAUUCCCUCGUGCCAAUGAGUUUCUGGAGGAACUGCGUCAGGGCACCAUCGAGCGGGAGUGCAUGGAAGAGAUCUGCAGCUAUGAAGAGGUCAAGGAAGUGUUUGAGAACAAAGAAAAAACGAUGGAGUUUUGGAAGGGAUAUCCAAAUGCCGUCUACUCAGUCCGAGAUCCCUCACAGAGCUCAGAUGCCAUGUGAGAGCCCUGCAUAUACAUGGAGGAUGACCGAAAAAUCCAAUGGUGUGAAGAGCUCUCCAGCUAACAACCACAAUCAUCACCCUCCUCCUUCCAUCAAGGCCAAUGGCAAAGAUGACCACAGGACCGGUAGCAGACCACAGUCUGCAGCGGCCGAUGAUGACACUUCCUCAGAACUGCAAAGGCUGGCGGAGAUGGCUACCCCACGGAGGGGGAGGGGUGGCUUCCGAAGGAUUGUCCGCCUGGUGGGGGUCAUCAGAGACUGGGCCAACAAGAAUUUCCGUGAGGAGGAACCAAGGCCUGAUUCAUUCCUAGAGCGUUUCCGUGGGCCUGAGCUCCAGACUGUGACAACACAUCAGGGGGAUGGCAAAGGCGACAAGGAUGGAGACGGAAAGGGCUCCAAGAAGAAAUUUGAACUAUUUGUCUUGGACCCUGCUGGAGACUGGUAUUACCGCUGGUUGUUUGUCAUUGCCAUGCCUGUUCUUUACAACUGGUGCCUGUUGGUAGCCAGAGCCUGCUUCAGUGAUCUACAGAGAAACUAUUUUGUGGUAUGGCUGGUGCUGGACUACUUCUCAGACACUGUCUACAUUGUAGACCUCUUCAUUCGACUACGCACAGGCUUCCUAGAACAAGGACUCCUUGUCAAAGACCCCAAGAAAUUGCGAGACAACUAUGUCCACACCUUGCAGUUCAAACUGGAUGUGGCUUCCAUCAUCCCCACUGACCUCAUCUAUUUUGCUGUGGGUAUCCACAGUCCUGAGGUGCGCUUCAACCGUCUGUUACACUUUGCCCGUAUGUUUGAGUUCUUUGACCGCACUGAGACACGCACCAGCUACCCCAACAUCUUCCGAAUAAGCAAUCUUGUCCUCUACAUCCUGGUCAUCAUCCAUUGGAAUGCUUGCAUUUACUAUGCCAUCUCCAAAUCCAUUGGCUUUGGGGUUGACACCUGGGUUUAUCCCAACAUUACUGACCCUGAGUAUGGCUACCUGGCUAGGGAGUACAUUUACUGCCUUUACUGGUCCACACUGACCCUCACCACUAUUGGAGAGACACCACCCCCUGUAAAGGAUGAGGAGUAUCUCUUUGUCAUCUUUGACUUCCUGAUUGGUGUCCUCAUCUUUGCCACUAUUGUGGGAAAUGUGGGCUCCAUGAUCUCCAACAUGAAUGCCACAAGAGCAGAGUUCCAGGCCAAGAUUGAUGCUGUCAAACACUACAUGCAGUUCCGAAAGGUCAGCAAAGAGAUGGAAGCCAAGGUCAUUAAAUGGUUUGACUACUUGUGGACCAACAAGAAGACAGUAGAUGAACGAGAAGUCCUCAAGAACCUGCCAGCAAAGCUGAGGGCUGAGAUAGCCAUUAAUGUCCACUUGUCCACCCUGAAGAAAGUACGCAUAUUUCAGGAUUGUGAGGCUGGCCUGCUGGUGGAACUGGUACUGAAGCUUCGUCCCCAGGUCUUUAGCCCUGGGGAUUAUAUUUGCCGUAAAGGGGACAUUGGCAAGGAAAUGUACAUCAUCAAAGAGGGUAAGUUGGCAGUAGUAGCUGAUGAUGGUGUGACUCAGUAUGCCUUGCUCUCAGCUGGGAGCUGCUUUGGAGAGAUUAGCAUCCUUAACAUUAAGGGCAGCAAAAUGGGUAAUCGGCGCACUGCCAAUAUCCGUAGCCUGGGCUACUCAGAUCUCUUCUGCUUGUCCAAGGAUGAUCUUAUGGAAGCUGUGACUGAGUACCCUGAUGCCAAGAAAGUUCUGGAAGAGCGGGGUCGAGAGAUUCUGAUGAAGGAAGGUCUUCUGGAUGAGAAUGAAGUGGCAGCUAGCAUGGAGGUAGAUGUUCAGGAGAAGCUGGAGCAGCUGGAGACAAACAUGGAGACCUUGUACACUCGCUUUGCCCGCCUGCUGGCUGAGUACACUGGAGCCCAACAGAAGCUCAAGCAACGCAUCACAGUGCUGGAGACCAAGAUGAAACAGAACCAUGAGGAUGAUUACCUAUCAGAUGGGAUAAACACCCCUGAGCCAGCUCCUGCUGAAUAGCCAUAGGUGCCCAUCCAGCAUUGCUUUGGCCCGAGGAGUUAGAAGUGCUAUAUAGAACUCCACAUUUACAUGUA
Phodopus roborovskii (desert hamster) is the source of this 2366-nucleotide messenger RNA. It is a transcript of the gene Cnga2, whose product is annotated as cyclic nucleotide gated channel subunit alpha 2. The record is from RefSeq and is a predicted model, not a curated record. Bases 97 to 2292 code for a protein of 731 amino acids. Gene Ontology annotation, molecular function: intracellularly cGMP-activated cation channel activity; protein-containing complex binding; intracellularly cAMP-activated cation channel activity. Gene Ontology annotation, biological process: monoatomic cation transmembrane transport. Lineage: Eukaryota; Metazoa; Chordata; Mammalia; Rodentia; Cricetidae. Gene Ontology annotation, cellular component: plasma membrane; intracellular cyclic nucleotide activated cation channel complex. The transcript is spliced from 9 exons.